UGUGUAGCGGCAGUUACUACCUGGAGGGACAGAGGACCAGACGUGCUGGACAGGUGUGCUGUAGCUGCUGAGAAAUAAAAAGACGUCAUUACGUCAUCUGAAGUGCGCUUCCGCUGGGUGUGCAGUCCCAUUACGGUAUUUGGCGCCACACAGGGUGAUAUCUGUUAUAUAAGAGAGUUAAUAUCACAUCCACAAGCCCUUACCAUGCCCUAUCGAGGGUGAUGUGGCCAGUACCAUCACCCAGAGGUACAACUGCAGCCCCAGUCCAUGAUGCUCCUGCUUGAACUCCAUGAAGUUCCAGACGUCGGUUGCAAUGAAUGAGAAAAUGUCCCCGGUUCCCUUCCUGCUCUUUAUGUAGCACGCAACAGUACAUAAUGAGAUGUGAUGACAUCAUGACACCAUCACGUCUAAUCCCACAAGAGUUUGAGACCCAGAGGAGCUGCAAAGAAAUUUGCUGCCAGCCUUGCCAGAAAGCCUGAGCCCAAACCCAGAGAAAGAAAGAAAGAAAGAAAGAAAGAAAGAAAGAAAGAAAGAAAGAAAGAAAGAAAGAAAGAAAGAAAGAUGAGAAAGCAGAAAAAUUUAGAUGAGAAAGAAAGAUAAAGGAGAUGUAUCCCAGCAGCCCACUGUAUUACCUACGUCUACAUCUACUCCUCUCCCUGUUCUGAAAACAACCACUGCUUUUACUCAGACUUAUAUGACUGUUAACUUUAAUACUAACACAGAACAGCCUGAAGUUCCACCAACACAGAACCCAGGCUCCAGACUAGAUCUGCCGAGUAGCAAUUUAACUCCUCUUUCACAUCACCCUGAGACUUCUCCUGUGCCUCAGCAGCCACAAAGUGCUAACUCAGAGAUUUCUGAUGCCAGUAAAGAGACUAAUAGCAUAAAUGACAUUUUUACUGAGGAUGAAAAACUCUUCAACAUCAAUGAAAGAACCAUAUCUCCAGAAGUGGAAAAUCACAAGACUAUACCUUCAGUCACACCAGAGCAAACUGAGUCACAAGGCACACCUCAUAAGGAAACAGAUGCAUUCUUAGAAGGAACGUUAGAGGAUGGAGAUAAAGAUGGAAGUUUUGGACUUGCACCGUGGAAAAUUGGUGUCAUCUCAGCAGCCGUGUUUCUGGCAACAGAGGCUAUUGUCUUGACUAUAUAUUGCUUAAUAUGUAGAAAAAGAAGGUAUAGUUUGCCUUUCAGUGAUUAAUAUUGUAAAUCAAUGCUUUACUGUCACUAGCUCACCCUUCGAUAGUAUAGGAUAGACUUAA
Molecule: messenger RNA, 1262 nt
Organism: Pseudophryne corroboree (corroboree frog)
Lineage: Eukaryota; Metazoa; Chordata; Amphibia; Anura; Myobatrachidae
Exons: 6
Coding region: 584-1201 (205 amino acids)
Source: RefSeq, a predicted model, not a curated record